Molecule: messenger RNA, 3419 nt
Organism: Acromyrmex echinatior (Panamanian leafcutter ant)
Lineage: Eukaryota; Metazoa; Arthropoda; Insecta; Hymenoptera; Formicidae
Biological process (GO): peptidyl-L-cysteine S-palmitoylation; protein targeting to membrane
Cellular component (GO): endoplasmic reticulum; Golgi apparatus
Molecular function (GO): protein-cysteine S-palmitoyltransferase activity
Source: RefSeq, a predicted model, not a curated record
UAUUUCGUUUUACUCGCAUUAAAUUUGAUCGAUAUCUAAUCGCGUACCCAGGAUCACAGGCAUUUUAUUGGAAUUUCGUACAAAAUCUUUCUAAAUACUUUCCGACCAUAAUUACGCCAAUAUUUUUUAACGCAAUAAUUUUUACUAGGCUAGGCUAGGCUAGGUUAGGUUAGGUUAAUUGAAGUUAAGUUAAUUGAAUCACUCGAGGAGAAUAGCGUCGACGUUCUAACGAACGUUUAAUAAAAAUCAAAAUUAUUAGAUUAGCAGAAAAUUAGGCGUAAACGUUUUCGUUUAUUCAUUAAAUUAUACAUAUCUGCAGUUUUCGGUCAUUAGGUAUCUCGUAGAAAUUUCGCGCGAGCGCGAGUGUGCGCGUGCUCGCAUUGUUCGUCGCAUGCGUGCGCGAGUUCUGAAAUGUUCUGAAAACAAAGUACUGGUUUCCGCGGCAACCGCGAUUUAUCGAUUCGCUUAGGCGUCGCCGACAAGGACGGCGAAUAGUCACCACUGUCACCAAUGUAUAGCCACUGCAGCUGCUACAGCACUCCGAGUUCCGCUUGUGGCCAAUUAGAAUAGUUGUUGCUCUCAAAUCCCUAUUAGUUUCACGGACGGCAAGUUUCUCGAGGCGAUUCGUAAAAUGACGAGGAUCCGUUCAAGAUCGUCUACCGUUAAGAGUGUGUCACGUAAUGGAAUGGCGAAGGAAACGCGAGGAGAGGAAGAACCUCGUCGAGGUUUACGUUACAUUGUUAGAGGAAGAAUAACGUUGUGUCGCGCGGAAACCUAAUGGCAUAUCGUUUAUCGUGCUUUUCUAAAUCGCGAAGACAUUACGAGUCGUAUUUUAUGUAUGUAUUCGAACUACCUGUACUAAAGCGAACAUGGAAAUUGUAGGUACAAAGGAAGGAAUUGACAUGCCCUUUCGGAGAAUCGGUAGUGUUAAGAGACUAUCAUGUUUUUAAGAUGAUUAUAAAAGUAAGGAAAUGAAUGACAAAUGACAAGGAGAAAAAAGAGAGAGAAAGCGAGAUAAGAUCAAGUUUAUAAAUUACUAUUCAUAAUGUGAAAACAUGAUGUGAAAGUGGGUAGGAUUAUUGGAAGAAUAUAUAACUUGAUAUAUAUAAGAUGAGAGUAGUGAGAGUAUUUAAAUGAUGUACUGGCUGUUUAAUAUUAAAUAAUAUUCGAUAGAAAAAAUGAAGUAUAACAUAGAGGUAUAUAGUACAUAGGGAUAAGGUAGGAGGAGAAGAAGAGAAUGUAUGUGGGAAAAAGAAGUAAAAAAAUUGAAAUGAAAAGAAACAAGGAGGGUGAUGGAGGAUUAAACAUGGUAGAAGCAAAAAAGCACGUUUACACAGAAGGGUAAAUAAGAGAAAGGAAAUAAAUGAUCGAGUGGAGAAAGAGCGAUACUAAGGGGAAUGCUAAACGAGAGGUGUGUAAAUAAUAAUAGGAUUGGCCGGUGCUGCACCACCUGGCGGGAUACGCAGCCAGGAUACGUGCCACCGGAGCAGAGGAGAUUCCGGCGCGUUCAUGGGCUACAGCUGCCACUGCAUCCUCAACAGAUCGUCGGUUGGGUACUGCUGACUAUCGUGUUCGUCGGUACCUUCAUUGUGUUGCUGACUCUCAGGACGCCGCCGGUACUGCCCGACCUGCGCUCCGUCCUUUCAUCACUGUUUGCCGCGUUGUUUCUGCUGCACCUGUCGAGCCAUCUGACAGUGUUGCUGUUAGAUCCGGCCGAUCCCGAGGUACGCGCACGACCAGUUCGCGCGAUCGUACCGGAGUUUGACCGUGCGAAGCAUCGACAUGUCAUCGAGAACGGCCGAUGCCACCUUUGCAACAUAACGACGCGUGGUCGGCGUACCAAGCACUGUUCCAUCUGCAACAAGUGCGUACCGCGUUUCGACCAUCACUGCAAAUGGUUGAACAAUUGCAUCGGCGUCGCGGUUACCGCGCUCGCCCUCGGCGAGCUCGUGCUCGUUAACGCACACUUAUUCGUCAACAAUAACUGGAACAAUAACGGAACAUGGGCAAACGCGAGCAUGAAUAACGGCACGGCGACGCCACCGUUGUUGCCGGUGCCUGACACCGGCUCGCUCGUCCUCGUCACCGUCAUCGGUAUUCUCUCGGCCAUUGCCGCGGUGAUGCUCAUACACCUCUGCUUCUUUCACGGCUAUAUCGCCUGCCUCGGUCUCACCACAUACGAAUAUGUGCGCAACAAACGGGAGAGAAACACUGCUACCGCCGCCGACUCUAGAACAACGUCUAGAACAACCUCUGGCCUGGUAGCUGCCGACGAGGAGGAUCGCGUCAACCGGAUUGGCGCGCGAGGUCUCUAUUCUCGCUUCUGCGAGAAUGGCCCUUUACGAAAAACUAAUACUACCAGCGUGACUACGGACGUGUACGUUUGCUCGACGCAUCCCGAGGAAACCCGGAACGACGAAGCAACGGCGAACAGCAUUAAGGAUGUCUCCUCCAAGACGAGAGGUGGCCGGAAUUUUCGUCUUUGUUUCUCUUACGAUUCGCGCACCACCGAGACCUCUAUUCAGGUCUCUUCCUCGCAGACGACGGAGUUGAGGAAUCAUAUGCGUGACUCGCCGGAUACCAAAUCAUCCUCCACGCCCUCGCCGGUGUCUUGUUGCUUCUCCAUCAUGAACCAUCCCGAUGCCGGCAGCAGGCACGAUGGAAACGGACGAAAGCGUCGCACCGACAGAGAUAAUAGAAUCGAGCCCACGAAACGAUCCUGCGGGACAAUGAGAAGAAUACAGACCUUUCUGCAGGCUCGUCUGAGGAAAGGCUCGAGACAACGGUUAACGACGACAGGCUCGUCCUCAGCGAUCGCUCGUCAUUGCGGCAACAAGAUCAUCCCGCAACCAGGCAGUCCUCCGGACGUCGCACUUGCUUUAACAUCAGCCGAACAUCAGGCUCGGAAUGUCGAAGCACGGAAUGUGACGAUGGAACUGACGACACCACCGGAUUAUCCACGUCCACCGGCGAGGCUACCCGCCCUAGAUUUUUCCCGCACCGUUCGGAAAGUUAGAAAAGUAUCUUCAAACACCACUGAUAUUUCCGUCUUGGGGCAGAUGCCGCCCUCCACGAUAUCUAAACGAAAUCAAACUCACCUUCGCACACGACGGAGCGGGAGUUUUUCCAAGAAGAGACCGCACUUCAAGAUCGGCUCGCAUGUCGUAACGCAGACCGCUCAACUGUCGCCCAUACCGGAGUCGGAGCUUUCGAAACCGGCUACGCCGAGAUCGCCGUCGCGAUCGAAUUCUAUAUUCGCCUUCCCACCAUUACACGAGUAACGUUAUCGGCACUGAGCUGUUACUAUUUAGGAAUUAGGAAUAUCAAGCCGAACAAGCGAUUUAGCAAGAGUCCUCCUCAUAAUCGAAUAUAUACAUUUAUCGUAUAUACGAGUCUGCCUUUUUUUUCUUCUUUUUUUU